CGCCUCCGGAGCCGGGGCUGCCCGCCGGGCUCUCCGUGCGUCUUGCCUAGAGCUCCGGCCAGGGCGCGGCGGAGGGCAGAACCGCCGGUCUCCAUCCUCCGGCCGGCAGGAGGCUUCGUGCCCAGGCGCCUGCAACAACAGUCCGGGACGCCCAGCCCAGAAGACGUCCCCAUCACCCCGCAGCCGGCGCGGACAUGGGCGCGCGGGGUUGCGCGCCGGGCCGCUGGACCCGCAAAGUUUGCUAGCUGGCUGGGCGCGGAGCCGAGGGCGCGCCCGGGCCCAGCGCCCCUGGGAGGGACCGAGAGUCCCCAGAUUGGGCGCCAGGGCUGUGGAGCCGACAGGGGUGGCUCGGCCCCAUCAGAUGCCGCCUGCAAAGUUAGAGAGAAGAAAACUUCAGCUCCAGGGAGAUUCGGACCGCGAUGCAAACCGCGCCCCCCGAAACCCGCGCCCCUGAAAGAAUCCCCUCACCGGCGUCUGCCGCCACGCUCGGCUACCGCCCGGCCCCCGGGGCAAGGCGCCUGGAACCGCUGUGACUGCGUCCUCCCGGACGACCCAACCAGGGGGCGGGGAGGGGGCGGGGGGCGGGCAACGUGGCCACUGGAGGAAGUUUCCUGAAGUUGUCCUUUUAGUCCGGAGCCCAGCCCGCGACCCGACCGAAUCGCUGAGGCCGCCCUGCCUGGAAGAAGAAGUCGGAGUUGGGGUGCUAAGGGAGGGAGGCGCACCGAGUCCGAGAGCACUGCUUUCCUCUUUCUCUUGGCUCGCCCCUCGCCUUCCGGGCGCGCCGCCGGUUUCGGACUUGGACAGAAGAGGACGUGGAAGGGUUGGGGUCGCCAGAGCUGCCCCUCCUGGGCAUAUACCGCCCCGGGCCAGAGCCGCGUAGACAGUCUCUCAGGACGAAGCCUCGGGGUAUCGGACCCCACCAGGAUUAUAAAACAGUGCGGAGGACCCCCCGACCCCCGGCUGGUCAUCAUGUGGGGGCUGCUGAUCUGGACUCUGCUGGCCUUGCACCGGAUCCCCCAGGCCAGAGCCCAAGAUGACGUGGCCCCCUAUUUCAAGACGGAGCCAGUGCGGACACAGGUGCACCUGGAGGGGAACCGCCUGGUGCUCACGUGCAUGGCGGAGGGCAGCUGGCCGCUGGAGUUCAAGUGGCUCCACAACAACAGAGAGCUGACCAAAUUCUCCCUGGAGUACAGGUACAUGAUCACCAGCCUGGACCGCACCCACGCUGGCUUCUACCGCUGCAUCGUGCGUAACCGGAUGGGCGCCCUGCUGCAGCGGCAAACGGAGGUCCAGGUGGCCUACAUGGGGAGCUUUGAGGAGGGUGAGAAGCGCCAGAGUGUCUCCCAUGGAGAGGCCGCCGUCAUCCGUGCCCCGCGUAUCGCCAGCUUCCCCCGGCCCCAGGUGACUUGGUUCCGGGACGGCCGCAAGAUCCCGCCCAGCAGCCGCAUAGCGAUCACCCUGGAGAACACUCUUGUCAUCCUGUCCACGGUGGCCCCGGACGCAGGCCGGUACUAUGUGCAGGCGGUUAAUGACAAAAACGGGGACAACAAGACCAGCCAGCCCAUCACUGUCGCCGUGGAGAAUGUAGGGGGCCCUGCCGACCCCAUUGCUCCAACCAUCAUCAUUCCUCCCAAGAACACCAGCGUGGUGGCCGGGACCUCGGAGGUGACCAUGGAGUGCGUGGCCAACGCCAGGCCCCUGAUCAAGCUGCACAUCAUUUGGAAGAAGGAUGGGGUACUGCUGGCAGGUGGCAUCAGUGACUACAACCGCCGGCUCACCAUUCCCAACCCCACGGGCAGCGACACCGGCUACUACGAGUGUGAGGCCGUGCUUCGCAGCAGCAGCGUCCCGUCUGUCAUCCGUGGUGCCUAUCUGUCUGUGCUGGAACCGCCUCAGUUUGUCAAGGAGCCAGAGAGACACAUCACAGCGGAGAUGGAGAAAGUGGUGGACAUUCCCUGUCGGGCCAAAGGGGUGCCGCCACCCUCCAUCACCUGGUACAAGGACGCAGCUGUGGUCGAGGUGCCCAGGCUGAGCCGCUUCCGGCAGCGUGGUGACGGGGGCCUGCAGAUCAGCGGGCUGCUGCCUGACGACACCGGCAUGUUCCAGUGCUUUGCCCGCAACGCCGCCGGUGAGGUGCAGACUUCCACCUACCUGGCUGUCACCAGCAUUGCCCCCAACAUCACCAGGGGCCCCUUGGACAGCACGGUGAUUGACGGCAUGUCCGUGGUGCUGGCUUGUGAGACUUCAGGAGCUCCCCGGCCGGCCAUCACUUGGCAGAAAGGGGAGCGCAUCCUGGCCAGCGGCUCUGUCCAGCUGCCUCGCUUUACACUCCUGGAGUCGGGCAGCCUGCUCGUCAGUCCCACCCACAUCUCUGAUGCCGGGACCUACACCUGUUUGGCGACCAACUCUCGGGGAGUCGACGAAGCCUCGGCCGACCUGGUCGUGUGGGCCCGCACCCGCAUCACCAAGCCCCCCCAGGACCAGAGUGUCAUCAAGGGUACCCAGGCCUCCAUGGUGUGCGGCGUGGCCCACGACCCCCGGGUGACCAUCAGGUACGUCUGGGAGAAGGACGGGGCCACCCUGGGCAUGGAGAGCAACCCCCGCAUCCGCCUGGACAAAAACGGCUCCCUGCACAUCUCGCAGACGUGGUCAGGGGACAUUGGCACGUACACCUGCCGAGUGCUCUCAGCUGGAGGCAACGAUUCGCGCAGUGCUCACCUGCGUGUCAGGCAACUGCCUCACGCUCCUGAGCACCCGGUGGCCACUCUCAGCACCUCGGAGAGGCGGGCCAUCAACCUGACGUGGGCCAAGCCCUUCGAUGGCAACAGUCCCCUGAUCCGCUACGUCCUGGAGAUGUCGGAGAACAAUGCUCCAUGGACCGUGCUCCUGGCCAGUGUGGACCCUGAGGCUACCUCGGUGACGGUCAAGGGCUUGGUUCCCGCGCGUUCCUACCAGUUCCGCCUCUGUGCAGUCAAUGACGUGGGGAAAGGACAGUUCAGCAAGGACACGGAGAGGGUCUCCCUCCCUGAGGAGCCCCCUACGGCCCCUCCGCAGAAUGUCAUUGCUAGCGGCCGGACCAACCAGUCUAUUAUGAUCCAGUGGCAGCCGCCUCCUGAGAACCACCAGAAUGGCCUCCUCAAGGGCUACAUCAUCAGGUACUGCCUGGCCGGGCUGCCUGUUGGGUACCAGUUUAAGAACAUCACAGAUGCGGACGUCAACAACCUGCUGCUAGAGGAGCUCAUCAUCUGGACCAACUACGAGAUCGAGGUGGCCGCUUACAACAGUGCUGGGCUGGGUGUUUACAGCAGCAAAGUCACGGAGUGGACGCUGCAGGGAGUCCCCACAGUCCCUCCGGGCAACGUGCAUGCAGAAGCCACCAAUUCCACGACCAUCCGUUUCACCUGGACCGCCCCCAGCCCCCAGUUCAUCAACGGCAUCAACCAGGGCUACAAGCUGAUCGCCUGGGAGCCCGAGCAGGAAGAGGAGGUUACCAUGGUAACUGCCCGGCCCAACUUUCAAGACAGCAUCCAUGUGGGCUUCGUGUCUGGCCUGAAGAAGUUCACCGAGUACUUCACCUCCGUGCUAUGCUUCACCACUCCCGGAGACGGGCCUCGCAGCACCCCCCAGCUGGUGCGCACCCAUGAGGAUGUGCCUGGGCCUGUGGGACACCUGAGCUUCAGUGAAAUCCUGGACACCUCGCUGAAGGUCAGCUGGCAAGAGCCGGGGGAGAAGAAUGGCAUCCUCACAGGGUACCGGAUCUCCUGGGAGGAGUAUAACCGAACCAACACCCGCGUGACACACUACCUGCCCAACGUGACCCUGGAGUACCGCGUCACGGGCCUCACUGCGCUCACCACCUACACCAUCGAGGUGGCCGCCAUGACCGCCAAGGGCCAGGGCCAGGUGUCGGCCUCUACCAUCUCCUCCGGGGUGCCUCCAGAACUGCCAGGGGCCCCCACCAAUCUGGGCAUUUCCAAUAUUGGCCCCCGCUCCGUGACCUUGCAGUUCAGGCCCGGCUACGAUGGGAAAACCUCCAUCUCCCGCUGGCUGGUGGAGGCCCAGGUGGGUGUAGUCGGGGAGGGAGAGGAGUGGCUGCCGAUUCACCAGCUCACCAACGAGCCUGACGCCCGCUCCAUGGAAGUUCCGGACCUCAACCCCUUCACCUACUACAGCUUCCGCAUGCGCCAGGUGAACAUUGUGGGCACGAGCCCACCCAGCCAGCCUUCUAGAAAGAUCCAGACCCUCCAGGCGCCCCCGGACAUGGCCCCAGCCAACGUAACCCUGCGCACGGCCAGUGAGACCAGCCUGUGGCUCCGCUGGGUGCCUCUCCCGGAGAUGGAAUAUAACGGGAGCCCCGAGUCGGUGGGCUACAAGAUUAAGUACAGCCGGGCAGACGGCCGCGGCAAGACACUGAGCCAUGUGGUCCACGACCGUGUGGAACGGGAAUACACCAUUGAGGACCUGGAAGAGUGGACGGAGUACCGUGUCCAGGUGCAGGCCUUCAACGCCAUCGGGAGCGGGCCCUGGAGCCAGAUGGUGAUGGGCAGGACUCGGGAGUCAGUCCCAUCCUCGGGCCCCACCAACGUGUCUGCGCUGGCCACCACCUCCAGCAGCAUGCUGGUGCGCUGGAACGUGGUCCCUGAGGCCGACCGCAACGGGCUCGUGCUGGGCUAUAAGGUGGUGUAUAAGGAGAAGGACUCAGACUCCCAACCCCGAGUCUGGCUGGUGGAAGGGAACUCGUCACGCAGCGUCCAGCUCACAGGCUUGGGCAAGUACGUGCUCUACGAGGUCCAGGUGCUGGCCUUCACACGCGUCGGGGACGGCAGCCCCAGCCACCCUCCCAUCCUGGAGCGGACGCUGGAUGACGUCCCCGGACCACCCAUGGGUAUCCUGUUCCCAGAGGUGAGGACCACAUCUGUGAGGCUGAUCUGGCAGCCCCCUGCUGCCCCCAACGGCAUCAUUCUGGCUUACCAGAUCACACACAGGCUCAAUGCCACCACAGCCAAUACUGCCACCGUGGAAGUACUACCACCCAGCGCCCGCCAGUAUACGGCCACCGGCCUCAAGCCAGAGUCUGUCUACCUGUUCCGCAUCACGGCCCAGACGCGCAAGGGCUGGGGAGAGGCCACCGAGGCCUUGGUGGUGACCACGGAGAAGAGAGACCGCCCGCAGCCCCCCAGCAAGCCAGUGGUACAGCAGGAGGACGUGAAGGCACGCAGCGUGCUGCUGUCCUGGGAGCCGGGGAGCGAUGGGCUGUCCCCCGUGCGCUACUACACCAUCCAGACCCGGGAGCUGCCCAGCGGCAGGUGGGCGCUGCACUCGGCCUCCGUGAGCCACAACGCCUCCACCUUCGUGGUGGACAGGCUCAAGCCUUUCACGUCCUACAAGUUUCGCGUGAAGGCGACCAAUGACAUUGGGGACAGCGAGUUCAGCGAGGAGUCGGAACCACUGACCACGCUGCAGGCCGCUCCCGACGAAGCGCCCACCAUUAUCUCGGUGACACCUCACACCACCACGUCUGUGCUGAUCAGAUGGCAGUCACCAGCCGAGGACAAGAUCCACGGCAUCCUCCUGGGCUUUCGGAUUCGGUACCGGGAGCUGCUCUACGAUGGCCUAAGAGGUUUCACGCUACGAGGCAUCAACAACCCAGGGGCCAAGUGGGCAGAGCUGACCUCCUUGUUCUCCAUGCGGAACCUGACCCGGCCCAGCCUCACGCAGUACGAGCUGGACAACCUGAACAAGCACCGGAGAUACGAAAUCCGAAUGAGCGUGUACAAUGCGGUGGGCGAGGGGCCCUUGAGUCCCCCACAGGAGGUCUUUGUCGGGGAGGCAGUGCCCACGGCAGCGCCCCUCAACGUGGCCGUCCACAGUGCCACGGCCACACAGCUGGACGUGACGUGGGAGCCACCCCCACUGGAGAGCCAGAAUGGAGACAUCCAAGGCUACAAGAUUUAUUUCUGGGAAGACCAGCAGCGGAACCUCACGGAACGGGUGAAGACGCUUUUCCUGGCUGAGAACAGCGUGAAGCUCAAGAACCUGACUGGCUACACCACCUACAUGGUCAGCGUGGCAGCCUUCAACGCUGCGGGGGACGGGCCUCGGAGCACCCCCACCCGGGGCCAGACCCAGCAAGCAGCCCCCAGCGCUCCCAGCUCGGUCAAGUUCAGUGAGCUGACCACAACCUCGGUGAAUGUGUCCUGGGAGGCCCCACGGUUCCCCAACGGUGUCCUGGAGGGCUACCGGCUGGUGUACGAGCCCUGCACCCCCGUGGACGGAGUCAGUAAAAUCGUGACGGUGGACGUGAAGGGGAAUAGCCCUCUGUGGCUGAAGGUGAAGGACCUGGCAGAGGGCAUGACCUAUAGAUUCCGUAUCAGAGCCAAGACCUUCACGUACGGGCCUGAGAUCGAGGCCAACAUCACCACCGGCCCAGGCGAAGGUGCCCCGGGACCACCUGGAGUGCCCAUCAUCGUGCGGUACAGCUCUGCCAUCGCCAUCCACUGGUCCAGCGGAGACCCUGGCAAAGGGCCCGUCACCCGCUACGUCAUAGAGGCCAGGCCUUCAGACGAGGGGCUAUGGGACAUCCUCAUCAAAGACAUCCCCAAGGAGGUGACCUCCUACACGUUCAGCAUGGACAUCCUGAGGCCGGGCGUGAGCUAUGACUUCCGGGUCAUUGCAGUCAAUGACUAUGGUUUUGGCACCCCCAGCAGCCCCUCCCAGUCUGUACCAGCCCAAAAAGCCAACCCGUUCUACGAGGAGUGGUGGUUCCUGGUGGUCAUCGCUCUCGUCGGCCUCAUCUUCAUCCUGCUUCUGGUCUUUGUGCUCAUCAUCCGGGGCCAGAGCAAGAAGUACGCCAAGAAGACGGACUCGGGGAACAAUGCCAAGUCUGGUGCCCUGGGCCACGGGGAGAUGAUGAGCCUGGACGAAAGCAGUUUUCCUGCCCUGGAACUCAACAACCGACGACUGUCCGUCAAGAACUCAUUCUGCCGAAAGAAUGGCCUGUACACCAGGUCUCCGCCCCGGCCCAGCCCGGGCAGCCUGCACUACUCUGACGAGGAUGUCACCAAGUACAACGACCUCAUCCAGGCCGAGAGCAGCAGCCUGACUGAGAAGCCCUCGGAAAUCUCCGACUCUCAGGGAAGCGACAGCGAGUAUGAGGUCGACCCGAACCCCCAGAAGGCCCACUCUUUUGUCAACCAUUACAUCAGCGACCCCACUUACUACAACUCGUGGCGGCGGCAGCAAAAGGGGAUCUCCAGGGCCCAGGCCUACAGCUACACGGAGAGCGACUCGGGGGACCCAGACCACGCCACCAUGGCCAACAGCAGCAGUGCCCAGCAGGGCAGCCUCUUUCGGCCCAAGGCCAGUCGGACCCCAACGCCCCAAAACCCCCCUAACCCCCCAAGUCAGCAGAGCACCCUCUACCGCCCCCCCAGCAGCCUCGCCCCUGGCUCCCGGGCUCCUAUAGCAGGAUUUUCAUCAUUUGUUUGACGUCUGAAGAGGAAAAGGGAAAAGAAAAAUGGCACCAAACUCCCCCUCCCCGCAGCACCGCCUGCCAGAAAACAAAAACACCAAGAAACCAAGACACCAAGUCAACUGUUCACCUCCUGAGUUUAUUUUUCCAGAUUCCAGGGCCAGCAAAGCUGGUGUGAGAAGGAGGGAGAAGAAAACCACGAGAGGACGUGUGUGGCCAGCGAUUGGUCAGCUUCAGGACUGCGGGGUUUGCUGCUCCUUCAGGGGUGGGGAGGAGCUGGGGGAGCAGCUGUGGUGGGCACGAGUGGGUCGGGCCCCUGGAGGGAGAGGAAGAGAGAAGGCAGAGGGCUGGAGGGCUGCACGACAGGCGUGGCUGAAGGGAGAAGAAACUGCUGGAAACCCAACUGGCUGACUUCUGCAUAUGCCAGAGCCCUGGGGGUGAAGCUUACCUCCUCUCUCUUCACUCAACCAGUGCCACAUGCUUCCCUGUCCCUGGCAGGAAUGGAUGGCCCUGCUGCCCCCUGCCCUGCUCCUCACCCUCCACUGCCCCCCUGCUUUGCCCAACUUCCCCACCAACCAUUUGGUUUAUUUACAAAAAGGAAAACAACUAAAGGGUGGGAAUUUGCCUAGGUAGCUCCUUGUUCCUAAUAUGCUUUUUUCUUGUGAAUCCAAGGAAGAGGGCCCCUAGACGUGCGGGAGGGUCCCCCCACCACCACCCCCACCCCACCACGACCACCACCACUGAGCCUAGCCAUCCCUUUCCUUGAUGUCACUUUCUGAGCACAGAUGAGGAAGAAAGAACUCGGGGGACAGAGUAGGGGCACGGGCUGCAAAUCACUGGGAUAAUUGGGUGUAACACAGGAAUGUAAAAAGGCAACUUUUUUUCAAUUCAGGUACUACCUGUCCCUUCCUUAAAGGAAGAGAGAAAAAGGCACUCCUUGGACAGGGAAAUUCAGCUUGACUGGGGCUGGUGAGCUAGCCGGGGAAGAGGGAAGGCCAUAUCAGACACACCACUCUCCCUGGACAGACACCUUCCUUCUCUCUCUCUCUGUCUCUCUGUCUCUCUCUCUCUCUCUCGUACCCUGUACACUUACAAGGAAAGGGUUUAGGGAUCCUCUCCAGUGGAAAUUCCUUUGGGUUCUUCCAGCCAAACAGGAACUCACUUUCCGAACCGUGCUCCUCUCACUCUCCACCCACAGUUCUCUGUGUCUAAAAUACCCCUCUUCUAAGCACAGGGGCACAGAAGCCCAGAGGACGGGCCAAGUCCCUGGUCCAGAGACCAGAGUUGCCAUAGUUUGCCCAAGCUGCUCAGCACAAGGUUUACGAAGAGUCAAAGACCGUCCCAACCCCCAGUGAUGUCUUCUAGGCUUGGCUCAGCCCAGCAGUGCCUGGAGCGAGGCGGGGCCGGCCUAAACUGGACACAGGUCCUGAGAUGCAUCGCCAGGCCGGCCAGGAGGAGCAGGUCAGAUGGGACCCAGGGACAAGAAUAGCCCAUGGGAGGCAAAGCUUUUACACGCACACAAGCUGCUCCAAGGAAUGUUCUUUAAAAAGCCACUCUGAUGGCCUGGAUCUUCCCAUCAGCUCGAGUUCCGGAUUUAGGGGUGAGAGGGGAGACUUUCUAUCGAAUUCCCUGGGCACCCCCACAGUUGGGGAUGGACACACCCUCUGGAGAUGAGAUGACCUGGCCAGCACGUUAGUGGGCAGGGCUCACUGGGGUGCCCAGCACGGGUACUGCUGGCCCUGCCAGGGGCAGGGGUGGGGAAAGCAGUGCCCUAUUUUGGAGAGUGAGGAGAACAGUUAGGGGAGGCCUGAGUGGAGGAUUUGGGAAGGAAGCCAAGGGAAGAGAGGGCCUGUACCCCUCCUUACUGGCCCCAAAGCAUGUGACUGGAUGGAAGCAGGGCCAGGGGCCUGCGGAAAGAGCACACCCAGCCAUGGGCUCCUCCCCAAGCACUGGGACCCCUGGGAACCGUGGACAGGGGAAGUUGGAAGAUGGCUCAGCAGGCAGUCUGACCCAGCUCGGGGUCCAGAGCUUCACCUUGAAGGGGGUCUUGGAAGAGAAACACAGUCUUUCCCCCAAAGAGGGACACAGGCCUGAAAUUCUCUUCCAUACACAUCUGGCAUCUCCAUACAGCACAUCUGCAAUUGCCCGCGUGUGGUCACGUGGCUGCUUUCUCUUUCAUCUUCUCUCUUUUUUUAACAGCGUGGUCCUCUUCCCUAUCUGCUGUGUGUUUAACCAUUUAAGGAAAUUCCUGAUUUGCAUUAGGGAAUUACUCAAGCCCAGCCCAGUGGGGCAUUUUUUUGGGAGGAAGCAGGGGUGAGGAAAAACGUGUGUGUGCGUGCGUGUGCUCACACGUGCACACGCACACACAUGUGUUGCAUAUGAGGCCACAUUUCCUUUGCCUAGAGCACUAAUGUUCGCCCUCCGUCCUCUCCCCACAUGUUCAUUCACGCCCACGCUGACACAUGUUCAGGUGGGACGUUGCCUUGGGCUCACGCACAUGCACACACAGAUAUGCACAGAACACACACUGCAUGUGUGUCAGCAAAGCCUCUUGCAACUCCCUCUAUGAUGUAAAUUGUGUCCUCUGUGAGGCACCAGCAGCCUGAGUCAGUCCCACUUGGGUCACAGCUGGGAUCUGUUUUCUGAGAGGAAGAGGACAAUUGUGCAAACCAGGGCUCUUAGAGGAGCCGUGAAGGCAGGCUGGGCGCGAGGCGAAAGUCCACCUUUAGCCCCUACCCACCCAUCCGAAAUGUUGCCUCCACCGCCCCAGCCACACCUGGAAGACCAGGUCUCCAGCUGGGAACUCUAGGUUUCUGAGAGGACAUCAUUUUGCCUUUGUUUACAUAUCUGCUGGGGCAGUGGAGGCUCCCAACCCCCAUCCAGAUACCUGGCUGCAUGGGGACGGUGUGGUGGGCACUGCCCAUGGGUACCAGGGAGCCACCAUGACCUAUGGUUUCCUGGGCCAGUGAUGCCAGGACCCCUGUCCACGUGACUCCAUCUGAAGCAGGUUCACACCAGGACACUGGCCACCUGGCACCUUCGGCUCUGUUUGGGUCUGACCUUGGGAAGUCUCCUGGUGUUGCACCCAGCAGCCCACACUUGGCACACCAGGGUUGCCCUUCCCCCUCCUGGCCAUGCCUCCAGGUUCCCAUCAGCUCCAAACCCAGGCUGCCAAGACAACCAAAAAGCUGCUCCGAGUUCCAGAAGCACCUUCCUCUCAGGGCUCCAGGGAGUUUGCAAACCCAGGCUGCCUGUCCUGACACUGCCGUCGUGAUCCAGAGGAGACAGGACACUUCCCGCUGCCCCACUGGUACACACUGUUUCAAGGCCUUCUGACUCUGCCCACACCUCCCUGGGCAGUGCUUUCAAAGGUGCCGGAGCCACCGCAUAGCCCACCCUGGGCAGGGCUUCCCUCACCUUCCCAUGGUGCCCACACUGGGGGAGGGGCUAGAGGCGAGGAUGCGGGGAGGGGGUACCAUGUGAGCGGCAGCCACUGGCUCCUGAGUGCCUGCCUCUGUGUGGUCCUGCCCAGGGCAACCCUGACCACCACCCUGAGCACAGGUGCCCUCUUGGGACCCCCCCCACCGCCACCAUUUGUUUCUGUAAGAAAAACCAAAAGCAUUUAAAUGCGUUACCUUUCUUUACUCAUAGACUCCAAAAACAAAAACCAACACAAAUCUUUAUUUUUUGAUUUAAAAGAUAUAAUGAAAAAUUAUGGGGAGAGUAUUCAUUAUGGCCGGUGUCUAUCUGUAAGAAAUAUAUAUAUAUAUAUCUAUAUGUCAUAUAGCUUGUUAGCAGGUUUAUUUUUUAAAUGAAAGGUAAGGAAGAAACUGAUUUGAAAUCUAUACCAUGAGAAGUCCC
This is a messenger RNA of Rhinolophus ferrumequinum (greater horseshoe bat), 11332 nucleotides long. It is a transcript of the gene SDK2, whose product is annotated as sidekick cell adhesion molecule 2. NCBI's taxonomy places the organism in Eukaryota, Metazoa, Chordata, Mammalia, Chiroptera, Rhinolophidae. The transcript has 45 exons. The record is from RefSeq and is a predicted model, not a curated record. Bases 970 to 7488 code for a protein of 2172 amino acids. Gene Ontology annotation, molecular function: protein binding.